Molecule: messenger RNA, 290 nt
Organism: Amoebophrya sp. A120
Lineage: Eukaryota; Dinophyceae; Syndiniales; Amoebophryaceae
Source: the annotation of a GenBank genome assembly
GGUUAACGUAAAGCGUCAGUCUAAUUUUCGACGAUAGGGCGGAUAUGUGGGCGCAGUUGCGCCGGUGGUCGAUAAAAAAAGUAGUAUUAUUCGUACCCUCGCAAUUACUCGCAUGUGGUACCAGCUACUUACUAGCGACUAGUACUGGCUGAAAAUAAUCACGGUAAAAAGGCCAGCACAAACAUCAUAUAAGAGAUGAAUACAUCUUCGGUUUAACGUAAGCAUUUUGUCUGCCCAUCACGACGUCGUGAGAAGUGUUAAUAGUAGCACCAUGGCGAGCUCCUUCCUCC